This is a messenger RNA of Schistosoma mattheei, 2208 nucleotides long. NCBI's taxonomy places the organism in Eukaryota, Metazoa, Platyhelminthes, Trematoda, Strigeidida, Schistosomatidae. The record is from the annotation of a GenBank genome assembly.
AUGCCAAUAACUGGGGGUAUUGCAGCACCAAAAAUUAUACCAUUAAAGUCAGAAGAUAAAGAAACAUUACAAGGUUGCAUUGAUACCCAAACGUUUAUUGAAAUUGUAUCAGAUACACCAAACGCACGACUAUAUUUCACAACAAAUGGAAAAAAUCCUAACCCAUGGAAGAGAAAAGUUGAUGGUCGUGAAGUGACUUUUGUGUAUAAAGCUCCAUUCGCCCUUCGUCCUGGUAAAAGAGUUGUUAAAGCAAUAGCUGUUCACAGUGUAACAAAUGUGGAAAGUCAUACUGUCACACGAAAAUUUAGAGUUAUAGAUAGUGGUAAUAAAGAUAAACGGCUUCACAAUGGAGAUAAACCUACUGGCAUGGAAAGUGAUGAAGAAAAUUUAUCAAGUGAUGCUUUGGAAAUGCUUGAUAAUUAUGAUGAUGAUGAUAACGAUGGUGUAAAUGGUAAUGUUUAUAGUCCAGCUAUAAUACGAAAACAAAAUGAUGACUACACAGAUGAUGUAAUUGAAAACUUUAUGCGUAGAAAUGCAGAUCAAGGUUUUGCAGCGACAAAUCAUUCAGGUACACAAAUUAAUCUAUGGGGUCAAAUGCCAGGUUUGAAUUGGGAUAUACGUACACCGAAUUCAAGUAAUAUUUCUGGUUCAUAUCCAAUGCUUAAUAAUAAUACAAUACCAUAUUGGUCUACACAACCAUCAAUAAAUAUGGAAAAUUUUGUAAGUCCACAACAAUUAAGCGCAAUAGCAAAUCAUCUUACACAAUGUAUUGAUCAAACACGUCAUAUGACUGUGACAGAAGUUCGAGAACUUAUAAAACAAGUAACAGAGAAAAUUACACCAAAACAAAAUGAUUCUGUUAAUUCUAUAAAUCAAUCAUUAUCAACAAUAAGUCAAGGAAUGGGCAAUAUAAAUGAACAAAUUGAACAUGUAAAAUAUCAUUUAAUUGAAUACAUAAAACGAGAUAAGGCAUUUGCAGGACUUUUAUCACAAGCUAAAAUUGGUAAUGUAAUCUCUGCAGAUUUCGAUGAAAAUGAAGAUAGCUACUUAUUAACAAUCCAUCUUGAUAAACCAAUUAAAGCUAAAAAACCCCAUAGAGAUUCUCAAGAUUCAGGAAAAAAAUCAAAUCAAAAUAAAUCAAUGGGACCGCCUAAAACACCAACACCUAACAGACCAAGUUCCCUUAAAAAAGAAAAUAUUCCUUAUUCACCAGAAAAGACAAGUCAAAAAGACGAUAAUACUGAAGAUACUAAGUCGGGUUCUGUUGACAUAUCUACACAUGAUCAGUACCGUGAUCUCGAACCAACUUUAAAACCAUCAGCUAAAUUUGAUGUUGAUAAAGAUUGUGAACAAUUACAUCAAGCUAUGGCUGGAAUGGGAACUAAUGAAAAAUCAUUAAUUGAAGUGAUGGGUCAUCGAUCUUCUGAACAACGAGUAACUAUAACACAAAAAUAUAAAUCAAUAAUUAAGUGGAAGUUUUAUGAUUGUAUGGAAGCUUUAUGCUAUUCACCAGUUGAAUUUGAUGCACGUGAACUGCGUAGAUCAAUGAAAGGAGCUGGUACGGAUGAAGAUGCUUUAAUUGAAAUUUUAUGCUCUAGAACAAAUGCACAAAUUAAGCAAAUUAAAGAGACUUAUUCUAAAAUAUUCCCUAAUCGUGAUUUAGAGAAUGAUGUAAAAAGUGAUACAUCACGUCAUUUUAAACGUGUAUGUGUUGCUCUAUUACAAGGUGAUAGAGAUGAAUCAUUAAAAGUAGAUAUGGAACUUGUUCGUAAAGAUGCAGAAAAUUUAUAUAGAGCAGGUGAACAAAAAUUAGGGACAGAUGAAUCAAGGUUUGUUCAAAUAUUGAUUUCACGGUCAUUUGCUCAUUUACGUUUAUUAUUCGAAGAAUAUUCAACUAUUGGUAAAAAGAAUAUUGAAGAUACUUUAAAAUCAGAAAUGCAUGGUGAUACACUUCGAGCAUUUUUAUCUAUCGUUUCUUGUAUUAAAAAUAAACCGAAAUAUUUUGCUGAGAAAUUAGAAAAAUCAAUGAAACGAUUAGGAACUGAUAAUAGAACACUGAUACGUAUUAUUGUAUCACGUUGUGAAGUUGAUUUAGGCAUAAUUAAAAAAGAAUUCUCAAGUUUAACUGGUAAAACAUUAGAAUCUUAUAUACAUGAUGAAACAAGCGGUGAUUUACGUCUAAUACUAUUAGCUUUGGUGGGAGCAUAA